Messenger RNA from Peronospora farinosa, 660 nucleotides. The record is from the annotation of a GenBank genome assembly. NCBI's taxonomy places the organism in Eukaryota, Oomycota, Peronosporomycetes, Peronosporales, Peronosporaceae.
AUGCCAGUGCCAAAGCUGCAGGCACGUAUUCAAGCUGGUCCUCUUGUCAUGGGCGCGCUGCUCAAGCACGAGAACCGGCUUCGUGUGCUCAAUUUCUCAGUGCAACGCGCUUCGUCGUUUGGUGGUGAGACGCUAAAGUCUAAGGAGGAGCUAUCUUUCCACUGCGGAUUCCGGAGAUUUGCAGGCAAACCCGUUUUCAGUGAUCAAAGUCUAAAGAGUGACCAACAUCUUUUCCAGCGAUUCCUGCCGCAGAGUGGUUGGAGUGUGGCUACCGUGUACGGACCGGUGACGUUUCAGCCGGCUUCCCUGCUGCUCUUCAAACCCAACGGGCAGCUUGUAGCUUCUGGCACACUGAAAAACGUGAAGCCCGAUCGCGUUGUGCUCAAGCGCGUGAUCAUCACGGGCACGCCGGUAAAGGUAAAGAAACGAAAGGCCGUCAUACGCUACAUGUUUCACUCGCCGGAGGACAUUCGGUGGUUUAAGCCGGUCGAGCUUGCAACCAAGCAUGGUCUGACAGGCCACAUCAAGGAGUCUCUGGGUACGCACGGUGAUUUCAAAGCCGUUUUCAACAAACCUAUCAAGCAGCACGACACUGUUUGUCUCCACCUAUAUAAGCGCGUUUAUCCCAAGUUUCCAACAAUGAACCCCCUGUCGAACUAG